Penicillium brevicompactum is the source of this 2988-nucleotide messenger RNA. RefSeq names its product mismatch repair ATPase MSH1. Gene Ontology annotation, biological process: mismatch repair. Gene Ontology annotation, molecular function: ATP-dependent DNA damage sensor activity; mismatched DNA binding; ATP binding. Gene Ontology annotation, cellular component: nucleus. NCBI's taxonomy places the organism in Eukaryota, Fungi, Ascomycota, Eurotiomycetes, Eurotiales, Aspergillaceae. The transcript is spliced from 3 exons. Bases 1 to 2988 code for a protein of 995 amino acids. The record is from RefSeq and is a predicted model, not a curated record.
AUGCGCCUUCACGCAUGGCCUUCUUACUUGGCUCUUCGUUCUACGUCAAAUAAAUCGUCAUUGAUUCGACUGUCCUACAACUGUCACGUACAUCGUACAGUUUGCCACCAUGCGCGCCGACCCCCCGUCCACCGUGUAGCCCCCAAGAUCCACAUACGAGGCGCCAAGACUAAAACGACAGUGAAGCUCAAGGACCUACCUCAAGGUGUUCUCAAAUUAGAUUCAUACGACGAUCGGGUGGACAAUGCACCCCAAUAUCCAACGGUGGUGCAGGGGCAUCGAAAUAACAUGCAGAAAUUCCAAAAUUGUGUCGUGUUGACGCGCGUAGGGGGUUUCUACGAGCUCUAUUUUGAACAAGCGGAGGAGUUUGCACCUUUACUCGGCCUCAAGCUCGCAACCAAAAAGACCAAUGGAGGGCCAGUACCCAUGGCCGGAUUUCCCUUUUUCCAAUUGGAUCGCUUUCUCAAGAUGCUCGUUCAAGACCUGAACAAGUACGUUGCUAUCAGCGAAGAGUUCGCUGCCAGUGCGGAAGACAAAGCAAGCACCGGGGGCCUCCUGUUUGAUCGAAAGGUCGCGAGGAUUAUUACCCCUGGUACCCUGAUUGAUGAAAAGUUCAUUGAUCCUUCGGAGCAUAACUUCCUGCUUGCGAUUUACUUCGAUGUCCCCGCGUUGGAAUCACAGUUGCAACAACAUACAGAGAAAGAUGGAGCAUCAUCCAAUCAACAUGUUCUAUCUUCUGUGCCCCAUCAAGUAGGGCUAUCAUGGUUAGAUCUUUCGACGGGUGACUUCUAUACCCAGCUCACGACUACUCAAAUGCUGCCGUCUGCCAUUGCUCGUAUCGGAGCUCGCGAGAUAGUGGUGGAUCAAAAUGUACAAGAUGUUAUUGGACAUGAACUGCAAAUGUUGGUUGGGCAUGAUCAUCGUCUUGUUACCUUUUUCCCAUUUCCCAAGCUGUUUCAUCCAAUAUCGGAAUGGGGACCAAUGCUAGAAUCUCCUGUUCCAGAAAACUCACGCGCCUCGUUCACCGACGAAGAAGUCGCAGCUGGUUAUAGUCUUCUUGAGUAUACCCGUGUACAAUUGCAAGGGACAAAUCUCAAGCUUCAACCACCCAUCCGCCGGCAUUUGAACGAGUCUAUGAGUAUUGAUCGUAACAGUCUGAGUGGCCUGGAAAUAUUAGAGACCGCGCGCGACGGAUUUGGGAAGGGGAGUCUCCUCCACGCCGUGCGAAGAACUUCUACUAAGAGUGGAGCAAGGCUUUUGCGGGACCGACUGACCUCUCCAUCUACGUCGUUGCAAGUCAUCAAUGAGCGUCUGGAGCUUGUCUCAAUUUUCAUUGAACAUUCUGGACUAAGAGAUAGUAUCAUUCAACUACUCAAACGCAGCUAUGACUCUCAGCGAUUGGUCCAAAAAUUUGCGUUUGGUAAAGGCGACCCAGACGACCUGAUAUGUCUCUCCCGGGCCAUUGAAGCUUCAAAGGAAGUCAGACAAGUCCUUUCUGAACAUAGCAGGCUGACUACUUCGACCAAUACCUCCGACUCAAACCACAGCAUUUCCUCCAUGAUCUCCCGCCUAUACCUCGAUGGCCCUUCUGUCCUGGCUGAACAAAUUCUGGCCGCCAUUGACGAAGAAGGACUUUUACAAAAACAGCGCAUCGAAGAUAGUACCGCUGCCGAGGCAGCAAGUCUGGCAGAAAAGGUCACUAUGGACGAAGGUACACCGAGCGAUCUAGAAGCACUCCCCAAAAAGGUCCGAGCGAAGAAAGCCGAGCGCCCUGUUGCAGUCGAUUCUGAAUCUGGUCCCCCUGAUACAUGGAUCAUGAGACGUGACGCCAGUAAAACCUUGAAUAACCUUCACACAAAACUGGAAGACUUGAGCAACGAAAAGGUGACUCUUACCCAGAAACUCCGCGAGGCAGUUGAGUCAACAGCGCUCAGUCUGAAAUGGACCCCAGGACUGGGCCACAUUUGCCAUGUCAAAGGGGCGAAGAUAUCACAGCAAUCAUUGGAAGACUUGGGGGUCACCCGGAAUGUCUCGUCGACCAAGUCCACCCGUUCAUUUUACCUGCCAGCUUGGACGGAGCUAGGAACUAAAAUGGACCACGUGAAGAUCCGAAUCCGUCAAGAAGAGCAAGCAAUCUUCGAAAGUCUCCGCCGGAAAGUGAUUCUCAAUUUGGUCAAAAUCCGCCGAAACGCAGCCGUCAUGGACGAACUGGACGUCGCUUGCUCGUUCGCUGUAUUGGCCGAAGAGCAGCAAAUGGUGCGACCUAUACUCAACGACGGAACCCAGCACAAGAUCGUUGGGGGAAGACAUCCAACUGUCAAGUUGGGUCUCGAAGAGCAAGGUCGCUCAUUCGUGAGCAAUGAUUGUUUCCUCGGUGACUCUCAGCGAAUAUGGCUUAUCACUGGGCCAAACAUGGCAGGCAAAAGUACAUUUUUGCGACAAAACGCAUUGAUUACCAUCCUCGCGCAAGUGGGAUCCUUCGUCCCUGCCGCGUAUGCCGAGAUCGGCAUUGUCGAUCAAAUCUUCAGUCGCAUUGGCGCAGCCGACGACCUCUUCCGGGACCAAUCCACAUUUAUGGUAGAAAUGCUGGAAACCGCUGCCAUCCUAAAGCAGGCCACACCCAAGUCAUUUGUCAUUAUGGAUGAAGUAGGCCGUGGCACAACGCCUGAAGAUGGCACCGCUGUCAGUUUUGCUUGCCUUCACCAUCUACACUACCACAAUCAGUCCCGCGUACUUUUCGCGACUCAUUUCCAUGCCCUCGCAGACAUGACACAGAAGUUUGAGAAAUUGGAAAGGUACUGUACCGACGUGAAGGACUUGCCCUCUGGUGCCUUUUCAUUUGUUCACAAACUUCGGAAGGGUGUGAACCGCGAGUCUCAUGCUUUGAAAGUUGCUCAGCUGGCUGGGUUGCCUAAACAAACCCUGGAGCUAGCUCAACGAGUUCGUGAGGAAAUUCGAGGCGAAGCAACCCCGUCGAAUAUCGAGUGA